AGCACCAGUUUACUGAAGCAUCGGCACUGGAGGUGAUGCACGCCGGCUGAGAGCUCAGCUGCAACUCUGCGAAACCCGGUCGUCUUCCAGGAGUGGACUUUUCACUGGAGAAAAUCAAAAAAGCAAGACAACAUGAUCCGAAACUGUUCCUUUACUGCUUGAUUUUCCCGCAAUGUGUUUGUAUCUGGAUUAAGUUUCCCACGUCAUUUCGAGCGACGGCGGUCGGUGUGGGCAAACAUGAGGAUAACUGUCGGUUCCCGUGGAUGAUGAUGCCCCAGAAUGAACACAGAUUUUCAAAAUCCACUGCAAGGCCCUCGACCAAAGGUUCGCAGUCAUCUGACCAUCAGAGUGCAGUCCAAACUGAUGUCCCGGCCGUGUCCCCCUGUUCGUGGUCCAAAACCUCUUGUCGCCCCAAAGCCCGGACCCCUGUGUGAGCCUCAUGCACAAUGGGAGUCCUGCACCCCACAGAGCCUGAGUAACGGAGACCUGGCUCACUUUGAUGGGGAGACGGAAGAUCUUCAUGAAAUGGCUGCGGAGAACCAGGACAAAGAGGAGAAAAGCGAGGAUGGGGUCAAUGACAUGGACACCGGGCACAAUGACAAAGAGGACAUAGCAGAAGGAGAAACUGAGGAGGAAACAGAAAAAGAAGUAGACAUAUUAGAUAAUGAUGGCGACAGCAUUGGCUCUGAGGACACAGUGAAAGCUGAUGAUGGUUCUAAUGUUGAUACUACUGAGGAUGAAAACACUGACAAUGACUCGAUCCAGCCUGAAGGUGGUAAUCACACUGAUGAUGAGAAAACAUCAACGCCUUUACUUAAUCCUGCUGAGACAAAGGAUGAAACGGGAGAGGAGGCAGAAGAGGAGGAACCAAGUUUUAGUGAAAAAACUGACAUUGUUUGUGGCUCUUCAGGACACGAACAUGUAGAGGAACAGAAUCUUUAUCAACAACAGUCCCUCAGUCAGGGUGACAAGGACAAUGAUACUGGACAUAAUGAGGUAGAUAGUGAACAAAAUGAGGACUCUGUCCCCUGUUUAACCACAGAUGAGACUGAGCUGGAAGCUGGAGGAUUUGCAUUUGGAUUCAGUGUGCUUCCAACUGUAACUGAGGAGUAUCCCUACGAUGUGAUUGGACCCACAGAUGAUGCUAGUGAUACAUGUGAGUCAGUUGACCAAGCUGAAACAGGGGAAACAGAGGUAUGGCAACCAGAACGGGCCACCAAGGACCUCUCUGGCUGUUUCCGUUUCACAUCCAGCACUGAGGAUGUGUUUGGGCCUUAUUCGGUCAUCGAAGCUGUUCGACCAGAUAUGACCGGCACCGCUGACCCAGAGUGGAGUCAGGAUGAUACCGAUGACAAACCCUCGAAUGAACUGCAAACGACAGGUGCUUCUGACCAGGAACCUUUCUAUGUGUCAUCAGACGACGUGGACAAGCUAGAGGAUAAGCAAGUCCUCUCAGAACAGGGUGAGAUUGAGGAGGGCACCGAGCAGUCGAAUCAGCACAAAGACAAAGCAAAGGACAGCGAGUCAGCAGAUGAGUAUGCGGACAUUGAUGAUUCACUCUGCUUUCAAGCAGAAGAUAGGCAGCUGGAGUGUGUCUCAUCGGAGGAUUACGUUGAGAUAGGCGAUGAUGACGAAGAGGAAGAAACGGAAAAGAAACAUAUCAAAGGGAAAAGUGCAAAAGAGAGAACAGCUAAACGAGAGCAGGCUUUCCUCAGCCAGCGAUCGAGCUGCCAGCCUCGCCUCAGGUUGUGCAACAUCACAGUGCCAUCAGACCUAGAUGCAGGCCGAACCCCAGAGCUCACCAACAGGGUGGUGUUUGCCCACACCACUGAAGCCUUCGAAGAAGACAUUGAGGAACUGGACUGCCAUAUUGUGCCUUACUAUGAGGACUCAGACUCAGACAGUGAGGAGCAUAUAUACGAGGAGGCAGGGUUUGACUCAGAAGGGGAGAACUUUGUGACAAUUGAUCGGAAGACUAUUGUCACACGGUCACGCUCUUAUUCUGGGAAAGUUCCAGGUUAUGUCCCAGAAACUGUACCAGAGGAGACUGGGACGGAGUGCCAGACUCAUGACUACUGCACAGUGGCCUUAGAUAAAAACAACGAACCGCUUAGCCAUUCACAGCAGCCUGGGGUCAAAUCUUUGAUCCCGUCUAUGAAGUCUCAACGUUUAUUGUUUUAUUCCCGAUCUGCAGAGGGUUCAGAAUUGACCUUGACCACUCCCACAGAGUUCAACCACUCUCUAAAGGGUGACAACAGGGCAAAGAGGAAAGAUGAUAGUCUUUCUCUCCCAUGUGUCAUAACCUCUUCUGGAAGCUUCUCCCAGCGUAGCCAUCAAUCAUCCAGUGGUGUUUCCACACCAACCUCUCUAGUAGACAUCCCACCCCCCUUUGAGCUGGCCUACAUCACUAAAAGACCAGUCACCAAGAGUUCCCCAUCCCUCCUGAUCCAGCAUGAACCCAGCGACAUACCUAAGAAGAAGAAGUCCUCCUUCAAGCGCUUCCUGGCGCUCAAGUUCAAGAAGAAGACAGAUACAAAGGGUUUUAGCGAUGGCAGUGUGCGCUCUUCUCGUUCUUCCUCAGAGUCCAGCCACCAUGGCCCAGCGAGAGUCAUAGAGCUUGAUCGUAGAAGCACCGGCAGCUCACCUCAGCUUCAGAACCGCAUUGUAAACCCCCAGCAGCGUCCUUUGGAACUGCCAUCCCCCUUUUUCCUCUACAAAGACAACCAGAGGAGGAAAGGUGACCCUAAAGCUUAUGGCAGGAGCGUCUCCAGAGUGGAGUCCUUCGAGGAGCGUUCGCGGCGCUCUGCCAUGCCGCUGCCUUUGACCAAACCCCGCUCCAUCUCCUUCCCCAGUGCGGACACCUCAGAAUAUGAAAACAUCCCGGCCAUGAGCUCAGACUAUGAGAACAUCCAGAUCCCAGGCAGACCCACCAGAUCCCACACUGUCACUGAGUUUUUCGAGGACCCAAAUCGCACUACAGUCGCAUGCAAUGAGAAUGAUGGCUAUGUGGAUAUGAACAGUUUCCCUGGGAUUGACAGCAUAACCAACACAUCAAAAGAAGACACAGAAAGUACCUACACAGAGCCUUUCCCAAUAAACCCCAUCUCCGCCGGGCUGUCAGCAGAUGAGGACCACGGGCGUACGUCAGAGGAGGAAGAGGGAGUGGCUGAACAGAGUUAUGACAGACAGAUUGAUGGCCGAUCUCGAGCAUUCUACGUCGCCAAAGAGCUCGUGGACUCCGAGAGACUACACUUCAGUGCCCUCAAGUACCUUCAACAGGACUUUAGGUCCGCAGUGACAGAGGCAUCAGUGGGUGAGGAAGAGGAGCCUGUGCUGGAGGAGCAGAGGUUAGGAGAGAUAUUGGGCAUGCUCCCCCAGGUCUACACCCUCCACAGCAGCAUCCUUACUGAGCUGGAGGAGCGCAUUAGUCAGUGGGAGGAGAGCCAAAGGGUAGUUGAUGUGAUCCUGUCACGUCGGGAGGACUUUCGGGUGUUUGACACCUUCAUCUCAGAGUAUGAUCGCAGCAUGUCUUUACUGGAGGAGAGCUGCAGAGACAACCUGGCUUUCGCCAACAUCGUCAAGAAAUUUGAGAAAAAACCCCCAGAGGAAGCUGAAGUCCCACUGAAACACCAGCUGCUGCAGGUUAUUGUGAGAGUGCUUCAAUAUCGAAUGCUUCUCACAGAUUACCUGAACAACCUCUCUCCUGAUUCGAAAGAAUACGAGGACACGCAAGCUGCCUUGGUGAUCGUGUCCGAGGUGGCGGACCUGGCCAAUGACAACCUGAAACAGGGGGAGAACUUGCUGCGUCUGGUCCACAUAGAGUACAGCGUGAAGGGCAAGAGGGAUCUUCUGAAGCCCGGAAGGAUGUUUGUCAAAGAAGGCACUCUCAUGAAGGUCUCGAGGAAAAGCAGGCAGCCGCGACACCUGUUUCUGAUGAACGAUAUAAUGCUGUACACCUACCCUCAGCAGGAUGGGAAAUACAGGCUUAAGAACACACUAUCUCUGUCUGGGAUGAAGGUGAGCAAACCUGUUCUAGACGACGUGCUGAACUGCCUUAAGAUUGAGGUGUCUGACAUCACUAUAACACUCUCAGCAAGCUCAGUCGGAGAGAGGGAGGACUGGUUCCACACGCUGAGUCGAGCCAUAGCAGACCAUGCUGCAGGACUCUGUACGUUUGGUGGGCCCUGCAGUGAGGCCCGUGAGAAGUUGUGGAUGGCCCUGGGUGAGGCUGCCCCCGUACUGGUGCCAGUUUCUCAUGUGAUGAUGUGCAUGAACUGUACCUCUGACUUCAGCCUCACGCUGAGACGACACCACUGCAACGCAUGCGGCAAGGUGGUGUGUCGUGCUUGUUCCAGGAACAGAUACCCGCUGAAGUACCUCAAAGACAGGGUGGCCAAAGUGUGCGACCACUGCUAUGCCGAGCUCAGGAAAAGAGUGGGCAGCGUGUCGGGGGCGUGCGGUAACUCCAGCCCUCGGACUCACCGGGCCAGCCGUCCCCUCUCUGCUGUCUUCCAGAGUCUGCAGCCCCCGAGUUUGUGGAAGAGCAGGAAGAGCACCUCCUCUCUCAACCAGGUGUCGCUUACGGUGGAGGGAUCCACCAUGAGCGGCAGCCUGCAGCGCCGGAAGAAGAGCAAGAGGAAGUGGAAGCGGCUGUGGUUCAUCCUCAAAGACAAGGUGCUCUACACCUUCACAGCCCGUGAGGAUAAAGUGGCUUCAGAGAGUGUACCUUUGCAAGGCUUCACUGUCAAGCUAACAGAAAGGCCAGAGGGAGAGGAAAGCAAUGUGUUCCAUCUCUACCACAAGAAAACCCUAUAUUAUACAUUCAGGGCCGACGAUCCACAAACUGCACGCAGAUGGGUCAAUGCCAUGGAGGAGGCUACUGUUUUAUAGCACCCGCUCAGUAAAAUGAACACGCCCUGCUGUCUGUGACUGCUAGAACUCCUCUGUGGAGCACAACAUAGCUACCUGCUGCUUCUGAACUCAGACCACCAUCGAGAAUUCAUCACAUGUGACCUGCUGUGUGGAAUAUUAUGUGACAAUUCAAUCACCAGAUAAGGCUGCCAUCCAACUGUAGGACAGUAAAGGUGGGGGAUGAUGCUAUCUGGGGAGUGAAAAGUGGAAACUUCUUGUAGGAGAACGAUCUAACAUAUGAAACCUUUACGGGUUGCAGUGCGCUGGUCUGCAGGAAAAUGUUACAUCUUUCAUUUUAUAUAUGUGAAACAUUAACAGCCAUUGUUCUGUCAAAGGUAUAACAUCACAAACAAACUUUGCUUUGAAGUAGUAUUUGCAGCCAUUAAAAAAAAAAAAAAUUGGUCACCUUUUUAGAAAUUUGGUAUUCUGAAUAUAUAAUAUAUCAUAUUGCAGAUAUGAAGUGAAUUAUAGGGUUUGUUUGUAUAGAAAUGCUGUUACAUGAUGUUCUGAGUAAGAGGUCAUUUUAAUCAUCCCAGUGAGUGUACAUUAAAUUUGUUGUGAAGUUUUACAUAAUGUUACUAUUAUAUUGAAUCUACAAAGCUAUGGAAUGACCCUCGGCAUGACUCGACAGUAUUUCUAAGGAUGAACACUUUCAAAGAUACUCUCUGUUUGACUCAGUAGGUUUAAAAAAAAAAAAAGUCAUACAGUUCUUAAGUGCCAAUUGAUUUCUUCCAGUUGAAUGCAGUACAAUUUGCAAAUUGAUGAUGAAUGUGCCUGAAAUGAAAUUGUACCCCUUUUUUCGUCUUUAUAUUAUCAAAGUACUGUACUACUGUCUUGUCUCCAGAAGAGACCUUGAUAACAUUAGCUUUUUAUCUACUCGCAUAUACUUAAAACCUCUAGUAUUUUGAACAGUUCAGUUACAGUCCAGUAACAUAAGAAAAUACUUUUGUGCCAUUUAUAUUUCUGCUCUUUUCAUGCUGUAUAUACACUGCUGGAAUAAAUCCCACUUGGAAUAAAUGGAAAACACAUCGUCAUACUACCUAUGAACUGCCAGUGUUAAGAGUCUCCAUGUCUUCAGCAGUAGUGUUACACUGAAGUUUCACUCUUCUAAACUGCUUAACAUAACCAUAGAUUUUCUUAAAUAACCUACCUAAAGGCUUUUUUCAACUCCAUUCGGACGUCGACUUUACUACAUGUGAUCUUUCAACUGUCAAACUAAAUUAUUUCUAAAGCACACAUAUGUUCAUCAAGUACUGUUUGGCUUUUCUACCUGUUUCUUAUUUCUAUAAUGGACUGUACCUCUUGCAUAUAUUGCUUUGUAAAUGUUUGUGUAUAUAGAUACAUAUAGAAAUAAACUCCUUUAAAAAGUG
This is a messenger RNA of Anoplopoma fimbria (sablefish), 6281 nucleotides long. RefSeq names its product FYVE, RhoGEF and PH domain containing 5a (gene fgd5a). The transcript has 21 exons. Gene Ontology annotation, cellular component: cytoplasm. Gene Ontology annotation, molecular function: guanyl-nucleotide exchange factor activity; metal ion binding. The record is from RefSeq and is a predicted model, not a curated record. NCBI's taxonomy places the organism in Eukaryota, Metazoa, Chordata, Actinopteri, Perciformes, Anoplopomatidae. The coding region runs from base 280 to 4890 and encodes 1536 amino acids.